Molecule: messenger RNA, 3339 nt
Organism: Topomyia yanbarensis
Lineage: Eukaryota; Metazoa; Arthropoda; Insecta; Diptera; Culicidae
Exons: 7
Coding region: 265-2787 (840 amino acids)
Source: RefSeq, a predicted model, not a curated record
UACUGUUUAGGAAGUUCGUUCAGCGGGAGCUUAUAGAAACGGAACAAAAACUGACGUUUCCCCUCGGUCGGAAACGGAACAAUGUGAUCCAUCUUCGCCGGAACUGCAAAAAUGUCCGAAAGUCGUAAAGUGUAGCAAAGAGUGUUGUAACGGUUUGAGGUUUUACUUUGCUUAGGACACUUCUGUCGCUUUUUUAAACUGCUCUGCACUGCAACACGGGAUCGGACAUCUUGGAUCAGCUUUUUGCAUCUUCUGCGUAGUACAAUGGCAUCAUACGGAACCGGUUCGCCAGCAGCUGCGAUGUUCAAAAACCCACCAACCGCGCUUCAGUUGCUGCUGGAGGAAAUCAACUUUCAGCGUACCAAGGAAAUGCGCCAGCUGCUGAAGGAUGAUGGCGGUUUCGUGGUGCUGCAAGGCACUACCUACUGGACGGAUCUCUUCGUACGGCACUUCCUGUUCCAAACGGAAAAAGUACACAGCAUAGACUGCGAUGAUUUGCUAUUCUUCGUGCGCAAAAAGCACGUCAAAGGAUCUUCCCGAGUGAUGCCAAAGUACGACACGGAGAUAGAGGUAUUUCGCAAGGAUUCCCGCAAGCUUCCGAUCGGUGAUCCGGACGUAGACUGGGAAGAGACCGUGUAUCUCAAUUUGGUGAUUCAUCAGUUCGAUUACACGCUAACGCUAGCCAUCUGUACCAGAACGUCUCCGAAGGAACUGCAGGUGCUGAGAAGACACUCGCAGAAGGUCUACGCGUCGCCCAGCCGGAGAAAGAUGGAUACCAAGGGGGAGAGUGAGGAGAUCACGUACCCGCACAUUUGCUUCAUGGUGGAUAAUUUCGAUGAGGUGUUCCACGAUAUCUUGGUGCGUGACGGGGAGAUGGUUUGCGUGGAAUUGGUGGCUUCCGAUCGGGAUGGAAGCGUGCAGGGGGUGAUUUUUCUCGGAUCGAUACGUUACGAUGCACUGAAACGGGUUUAUGACGCUCGGCAAUCUAGUCUUAGUUCGAAGGUAGCACAACGUAUGUCCUUCGGUUUGUUUAGUUCCGGAGGACCGCAGACCCGUUGCGAGUUCGUGCGAAUGAAAGGACCGCAAGGGAAAGGUCAUGCAGAGAUGGCUGUUACCAAACCGAAGGGAUCCGGUGUGGAAACUCCAACAAGUGAACCUGGGUUCUGUGCUACAGAUAUGUGGGACUCGAUGUGGGAGGAAGACUGCGAUGAAUACUACAACUAUCGGCAUCAAAGACGCCUGAGUGAUCCUAGUGCGAAUCUCAACAAUUUCAAUCGAUAUGGUUGGCGUACAAAAACUACAAAUGAUUCUUCGUACGGUGGCAGUAAAGCUCGUUCGGAAAACGAAGGGCUUGACUGUUUGGCCAACGAAGUUUCCGAGAUCGAAGCGGGUGAUUUGAGAGAUGAUCGUCCUGCUUCCUCGGUGUCCGAUUCGAAGCUCGCUGCGUCUGCCGCCACCCACGGAUCGUUGGGUAUGGUUGCCCAUCGUUCCACCGUGGAAACACGGAAAACCAGUCGUAGCAGCUGCUGUAAUUGUUUUGGGCCACGCAAACGUUGGAGUGACUCCGCUUCAGCUCAGAUGUCUGACGUGUACUACGUGCAGUGUCCCAAAUGUGAAGCUGAGGCUCUGGAGACGCACGAUUCACCCGCUUGUCUGAGUACGGUUUCCAAGGGACGGGUAGCCACCAAGCACCGCAGUUUACUGAUAGUGGAGAGUGAGAUUGAGUUCGGGAAUGAAAAUGGUAAGAAGAAAACUGUUGUCCGAAGUGGAAGUUGUGGUUCGGAGAGGAAGAAUCCCAGUAAUGAGAAGCCGGUGUUAUCGCCCUGUCUGAAAAAGAAAAACGAGAACAAUAAUAGACGUCGAAAAUCUCAGGAGGAAGCGGUCGAGUUUGAGAUAGCGGAUGAUGCUGUCUCGUUAAAUGGUGACUUGAGUGAUGAUGUCGUAAAAUUUGGAGUGAUGAACGAGUACGAUGCACAGAAGAUGAUUCGUGUGAACGGCCGGGAAGAGUUUCCUGCCGAAGAAACCAUAGGUACUAAAAACAAAGCAAUAGCACAGAAAAAAGUAACUGAUAAAAAUGGAAAGCCAACCAAGGAAUGUAUUAAAGAACGUAAUGGAAAGAACUCUAGCAAAUCGCCAGUUCUUUCAGUAAACACAGGCAAAAGUAGCAAUUCUACUAGUAGAUUUUCCCUCAUCUAUCGCAAAAGUAGCAAUAAAUUAGCGAUAAAGAACAAAUGUGCUUCCGUGGACAGCAGUACUGAAAACGCCAACAACAAGUCAAUAAACAAAACUAGUCACAGUAAGGAGGAUGUGAAUGGGAAUACGGGCUGCAAAAGUGACCCGGAACGUUCGGAAGACCAAGAAUCGUCGCCUGAGCAAGACCAACUGGACAGUGCACAUAUUAUUGCGGCACUUCGCGAGCUACGGACGAAGAAAGCAUGCUCCACGCUACCGAAGGUCAAAAAAUUAAGCUACAACAGUUUCUAUUUAAGACCCCACCACCUUGGCAGUCGAACGACCGAACAGGUGCCGAAGCGACGUACGCCGGACGGAACCGAUAUCUACUAUUGGUGCGAUUAUCAUCCAAAGAAGGGAAAAGAACUGGACGACGGAGCCUACAAUCCGCUGUGGACAACGAAGGGUUUCACGCAGACAUUCCACUUUUGGAAGGAGAACCGUCGUCAGCAAUCUACUCCACUAAACGCAUUCCUAACAUACGUAACGCUGCCUUGGUGGAGCAUAGCUAAAGAUCUUCUAGAUCAUCGGGAACAACCCAUCCUGACAUUCUAAAAGGGAAGCUCUCGUUAUAGAUUGUUAGCAGCCACUGUUGUACUACACUAGUAAUACUACUUAAUUCUACCUUUCAUAUUUUACUGCGAGCAGAACAACUAGUAACCAGGCUUAUACCGUGCUAGCAGAACAAAAGUCAACACUACUUAGUAUUACACAGCUCUGGAACAUAAUUCCGUUGUUAUCGAGGACAACAUUUCACUGUGCUCGAUCAAGAUUAUUCUAUAGCUAGGAUUAUUACAUCUGAUCUACUUUUCCAUCAACAAGUCAUAUUUUUGCAAUCAUUCUUCAUGUUUUUUGUUGUUUGAAAAUUUGCCUGCAAAGUGUUGUCACGAUUGAGGGAUCGCUUUAAACAUGCGUGUCAUAGACUUGUUCGGAUACUUAGAAAUAACGUGCGACAAAUAUUGUGAUUUUCUUUUAUAUUUUGUGAUCCCCACUUAUACAUGCAACUACAUAUUAUAAUCUCAUGAACUUUUUUUAAACACGUACACCAAAAAGACGCACUAGGGGGGAUCUCCAAGAACGAGUCGAAAGCCAGGAACAAAAUAUAUU